AUGGUUGAAUCGAAGGCAUUGGAGGUUCCCCAAGUGACCAGCGGCAGCCACAAUGAGAGCUCCAGCCCUCUCCUGAUGCCUCUCCUGCUGAUAAAAAUGAUCAACAAGUCUCGAGGGAAGAUACUUGGGGUGCUGGCGUUGUUUCUGGUGAUGGUUUGGUACUCAAUCUACCGGGAAGACAGGUACAUACAGCUCUUUUAUUUCCCUGUGCAAGAAAACAAGACGAUGUGUCCCCUCGGGGAGGUGGAGAGGAAAGCGGCGCAGCUCAUCGGGAACUACACCAGAGACCACCCGCUCUUCUUGCAGCUGAAGGACUACUUUUGGGUGAAGACUCCAUCGCUGUAUGAGCUGCCCUAUGGCACUAAAGGAAGUGAAGAUGUCCUCCUGCGCUUGCUGUCGAUCACCCACUACUCCCUGCCCGAGAGCAUCCAGAGACUGAAGUGCCGGAGGUGCGCGGUGGUGGGCAACGGCCACCGGCUCCGCAACAGCUCCAUGGGGGAGACCAUCAACACGUAUGAUGUUGUGAUCAGGCUGAACAAUGCCCCGGUCCAUGGUUACGAGCAGGACGUGGGCUCCAAGACCACCAUGCGCCUCUUCUACCCGGAGUCGGCCCACUUCAACCCCAGGACAGAAAACAACCCUGACACGUUGCUGGUGCUGGUGCCCUUCAAGCCCAUGGACUUCCAGUGGAUGGAGGCCAUCCUUAAUGACAAGAAGAGGGUGCGGAAAGGGUUUUGGAAACAGCCCCCGUUGAUCUGGGAUGCCAACCCGGAGCAAGUCCGCAUCCUCAACCCUUAUUACAUGGAAGUAACUGCUGCUAAACUACUCAACCUCCCCAUGAAGCAGCCACGGAAGGUCAAGCAGAAGCCCACCACAGGGUUGCUGGCCAUCACCUUGGCACUGCACUUCUGUGACCUGGUGCACAUCGCGGGCUUUGGCUACCCCGAUUCGGCCAACAAGAAGCAGACCAUUCACUACUAUGAACAGAUCACACUCAAGUCCAUGGCGGCAUCAGAGCACAACGUCUCACAUGAGGCAGUGGCCAUCAAGCGGAUGCUGGAGCUGGGUCUCAUCAAGAACCUCACCUACUUCUGAGGGCACUGGGGGCUGUGCAGGGACCACAUCCCCCAUUUG
Messenger RNA from Nestor notabilis (Kea), 1134 nucleotides. RefSeq names its product ST3 beta-galactoside alpha-2,3-sialyltransferase 4 (gene ST3GAL4). The transcript has 11 exons. The coding region runs from base 1 to 1095 and encodes 364 amino acids. Lineage: Eukaryota; Metazoa; Chordata; Aves; Psittaciformes; Psittacidae. The record is from RefSeq and is a predicted model, not a curated record. Gene Ontology annotation, biological process: glycolipid biosynthetic process. Gene Ontology annotation, molecular function: sialyltransferase activity.